CCUGCAAGUCAAGGCUGCGUCUUGCUGUAUUUUUUCGGCGUCUAACUUUGGAAUUAAAUCUUUCCGAACGAGUCGUUUGCAACCUAACAUCUACAUACUCCAUUUAUAGUGAGGUUUUUAGUUUGUCAUUUAAGAUUUUUGUUUUUACCGUUACCCGAUGUUUUUUGUAAUGGUUACGAACACGUAAACAUAUCUCCAAGCUAUUAGUCAGUUAGCAUCUACUAAUAACCACCGAAGAGGAUGCCAAAAAAACCCAAAAGUGCCGCGUCCUCUGCGGCUGCCGGGGUGACGUCUUGGGAACCUGCGCUCAUUGCAGCUCCGUUUGAGGAGGAGCUUUGGAAGGCUGAUAUCUCAUUUGUUGUUGGAGCAAAUGUUCUUGAUGAUACCAACAUUAAAGCUCUUGUAUCUGCUGUUCAGCAGCCUUUGAGGAAGCUCUUUAGUGUGAUAACAUGGAAUGACAUGAUGCAAAAGAUCAGUGAACUUGGAUCUUCAAAAGCAAAGAAACCUGCUAAGGAUAUGCCCUUGUACUACGAGGUAACUGAAUCAGCCCAAGCCAUCCUAGCCACCGGAGAGGAGCUGCCACUCACCUUGAUUGGAAAGCUGCUAAAGUUCUUGCUGUUCACAAUAAAACAAAAAGACCAGAUAAGGAGAGAUGCGGAAAGGAAAGCUGCUGAUGACAAAGCCAAAGCCAAAUCUGGAGAUCCUUCAGCUAAAGAUAAAGCUCGUGGUAAAUCAGCUGGAAAACCUGACAAGGGAAAGAAGAGUUCAGAGCCACCAGUAGCUAAAAAGGAUACGAAACUGAAAAGAAGAGGGGAGGUUGAUGAAAUCAGCCAAUUUAUAGAUGAUGAACCAGAUGAUGGGCCUCAACAUUAUAUACUAAUUGUAGGCUUUCACCAGCCCCAACUUAUGGUUGUCCUUGCGGAACUAGGCAUUUACGUUUCAAAUGUCAUUCAGAUUGGGUCAGAGAACUAUGAAAUUUUGUUGAAAAAAGAAGAAAUCGCUACUCAGACAGAACCUCCAUUGGCACCUGAAGUUGUUGAGGCUCAGAAACAGAAGAUGGAAGAAGAAGGCAAAUCUUUGGAGAUAUUCUGGAAGUAUCUGGAGUUUAUUUUGAACUCUAGCAAGGCUGCCUCUAAGCUUUGUGACAUUGCCAGACUAACAUAUUUUGUGAAGGAGUCUGUGUUUCCUCAAGACUGGUCUAAUAAUGAAAUGAUGGUGUGUUUUACCACUGCUCUCUUUGAAGAUGUUGCAUGUUUGAUUUACAAUUGCCUUGAUUGGAGAAGGCAGCAUAAAAAUUAUUUAAAUAAUAUGAAACUCAUCAAUGUUCCUGCAGUAUCAAAACCAGAGAGUCAACCAGUACAGCCUGUCAUCCAAGAGACAGUCCCCAAUACUGGAGCUCAAACACCUGGUAAAAAGAAGGUGGUAGAAGAAGAGCCAUCUACUCCUGUGCAAGUUGAGCCUCCUCCGUCUCUGACUAAUGAAGUGGAUAUGAGGUACUACGCAGACUUACUGAACUCCAUUCCUCCUGAGAAUGUCACUGUAGCUGUAAUUCUUCAUUGCAUGCUGGAACAGGUGGUUGCCACAGAAGAAGAAAUCCCCCCAUUAAGUGAAGUCAUUCCAGAGCCACGUGCCGAUGGGCUGGAUCACAAGGUUGUAGAUUACAUGAUGUCAUCAAUAUUAAGUCUUGCAAUUUCAGAUGAAGACAAGAAGAAACUGCAAGAAGAUUUUGGUAUCAAUAAACAACUUUAUAAAAAGGAGGAAAAAUACCCCAAACUUGUGAACUUUCAUGAUGAAAUUACUCGAAGGUGGCAUAAAAUUCAAUCUCAGGGAGAACUUGACCCAAUGAAAAUUGAAAAGCAGAUGUUACGAAAGUUGCCAGUGUCACAGUUUCUUCACAAUUUGCCUCUAUCACCUAUGGAAAAUAAAAAACGUCUGGCCACACUUCAAGAACUUUUCAAUUUCUUUACCAGUGAAUCUAUUAGCUGGUCACAGGUCGAAAGGAUUCUCAGUCAGUUUGUAUUUGAAAGUAUGAAACUGACUGAAGUGGACAGCACCGGCCGUCUGAUAAAGAACGCAUCAAAUGCCCCUGGCAGCAUACCAUGGGAUGAUCCUUCAGGAUAUAUACAAGAAAUAAGAGCAUUAACAAUGAAAAAUGAAAAGACAUUGAAAGGUCAAGAAAAAUAUUUAAAUUCAGCAUUACCGAACAGUUCACGCAGAGAAAGGCGCAAGAAGCAGUCUUCGUCAUCAACCAGCUCAGUGCACUUUUCUCACAGUGAUCCAGAAGAUAAAUUGAAGAAUAAGGAAGAUGGCACAAAUGACAAGAUUCUUCAAGUUGUUAUUGAAAGCAUUCAACAAACAUUUGUCCGAUAUCUUAAUGACUGGUAUUUUGCUGAACACCAUGAUGAAAAUGUAUUUUUACAGGUUCUUCAGAAUGCUUCACAGUCAUAUCAAUGCAUUGAUUUUUACAAGCGGAAACAAGAUAAUUCUGUUCUUUUGGUCUUCCACAAUCCUAUGAAUAAUAUGCAACAGAGUCAAGAAGACUGGGAUAUGGCACUCCACUCUGAUAUUGGCUUCAGAAAUUACCUUGAACAUGUUGCAGAGUCCAUUUCUGAUUGGGUAUUAGAAGAAGAAAAUAAAUGGAAAAAAAAGCUAAUCAGUAAAGAACUAGACAGAUUGAAAGUUCCUAUACCUGAUCCUUCUGAAGAAGCUUCUCCACAAAAGAAGAAAGGAAGAACUCCAUCGCCAAAAAAAUCUGAAAGUGGUAAAGGCACCCCAUCUAGACCUCCCAGCAAAGCAGAAGUUAGUCCUGAACCUCUUAAUACUCGAAAUCCUUUUGUUCGAGAAGGAUCACUUAAGGCUUGGAAGGAAGAGCAGGAUCGCAUGAAAGAGGAGGAGAUGUCAAAAAAAGUAAAGAAAGACAAAGACAAGAGAGGCAAAUCUGCUGAGAAGAAGGGGAAAGAGAAAAGCAAGGAUCGGUCAGAAUCCAGUGAUAGUGUUAAAACGGCAAAUUCAAAAAAAUCUCCAAGAGAUAAAAGCAAAGAGGAUCCAAAAACCCCAGAGCCUGUGAUUGUAAUUCAUGAGCCAACUGCUUCAUUACUACCUGAAAAGAUAUACAAAUUCACAGGAUACAAUAUGGGAAAUGAGCUAAUUCAAGUUUCUGGUCAAAUACGAAAUCUCUUUCCCACAGAUGGAGGAAGAAUAAAGAUAGAACGCAUAAACUUCAUCCAAGGUUUAUCAUUAAUUGACUUUACAGUAAUGAUUGAUGGACACUCAUUUUAUAUACACAUCAUUGAUCCACAGAAGGAUGCUGAAAGUAAAAGUGCACCUGAGGAUGAAGUGAAGAAGGAGAAAAGAUGUGUCAGCAAGUUUGGAUCAUUUUCAGCUGUUUUAGAAAAUGGAAUUCACCUUUCUUUUAGUAAUUAUGGCUCCUCAGGAGAAUGCAAAGUGGAAAAAGAUCCCAAUCUACAGUCAAUGCUGAACAUCCCCUCUAUCCAGACGGUUUCUCCUACCCCCUCUCAGCCUGUAACUCCAACAACACCAGUACUACGAGGCAAAACUCCAAAGUUAAAAUCUUCCCGUUCCCCUAAAGGUGAAAAGGGAAAAAGCAGUGCUCCAACACCCCCAGUAGUAGAAGAACCUAUGAAAUGCGAAGAACAGGUAGUAGCUGAUCCUUCACCUACAGAAUCCACAGAUGAUAGUUUACUAGGACCAGCUUUCCAGACCCUAAAUGUGUGCACUCCCAAUGGACUAUUAGUAAACUAUAUUACAGAAUCUUCAUCAGGUAUAAAGAAUCAGAACAUGCAAAUUUCUAACAAAAUCCUUGUUAGGCAGAAAUAUCCCAUGCAAGACAAUACAUCUUAUCGGUUAGAGAGAAAGCCACUCACUGUAAUAGAAGAGUUGUCAAGAGUCAUUACAAGUGAAGGAACUGUAAUCAGAUGCAUGAGAGAUGGUUCCAUACAGUUUCUUUUUGCUGAUGGCACUGUAAUACAUCGGACAGAUUACACUGUCCCUCAGCCAGAAGAGCCAACACCAAGUCCACAAGAGGUUGCACCACCACCACCAAAGAAAGAUUCUAAAGAAGAUACAGAUAAAAAAGGAAAAUCUUCUCAUCAAGCAAAUCCCACCCCCAUUAAGGCUGAACCAGUUGAAGUUAAUGGCUCAGAGGCAAAGCCUGCCACAGGAGGAUCACAAGACAUGACAAUAGUAACUUUGGUUACAACUACACCAUCUGGUCAUAGAAUAGCAACAAAGGGUUCUGAAAAAAUUGAAAUGAAGAAUUUUAAUGCUUUCAAAGCCACAGAUCCAGUCACCAGAGAGGUUAUGAUAACCCGUGAAGACAAGGUAGUCACUGUUUUGGGUAAUGAUGGACAUAUCAUUGUUGAACAUGCUGAUGGUACUAGAAUAACCACUUUCUAUGAAGAUAUUACAGUUUCUAGGGAUGAAUCUCAGAAUGGGAGUGGGUUGCUCACAACAUCUGACAAAAUCAAGUUUGUUCAGAUUGAAAGCCUGGGAUAUGCCACUGUAAUAUUCAACUGCGAAGACAGCUCUUGCAGUACUAUUUUUGGAGAUGAAACCACAAUUAUUACUAAACCACAAGGAAUAUACCAGGUUUUUCCAACAAGUAAAGGAUUCCUGAACAUCGAUCAGGAUGGAUGUGUAGUGUAUAACUCUAAUGCAUAUGAUGAUAGUAACAGAACUUCCCCAUCAUCUGAUGGUAGUAUAGGAGUACAACCUGGAAGUUAUUUAAUGAGACAUACUACAGACGUUAUCUGUGAGGUUAUGGAUCCUGAAGGCAACCUUUUUCAGGCCAUGGUGGAUGGUACCACAUCUGUCAUUAUUUCUGAUUCCGAGGGAAUCACUGAAGAGGAGGAUACACCUAAAGAACAUACUACAACAGACAAAGCAAUUACAUACAAAGUGCAUGCACCAAGGUUUUUAAUUGUACAUGAUGAUGGCUCAGGUACUGAGCUUCUACUUUCAAAAGAUGUCCAUCAGUACCUGUCCCAGGCCUACACAGAUCAGACUGUAGCAGUACUUAAGGAACCUCUACCUGAAUUCACAGAUGUUGUUGGAAUUACUGUUCUCAGUCCUUGCAAUGAGGAUAUUUGGUCUCGCUGGAUGACUAAAAAACAGUUAGAAAACAUUAUUCCUGUAAACCUCAAGUCUAGAAAGUGGGAUGGCUUCCCUUCACUUGAGAAAAAGACCAUUGGACCUCAUUUUGGCAUGUUGGUCGGAAGAAGUCUUUAUGUGAAAGACAGACCAACGCCAUCUGAUGCUACUCCUGUUCUGAAAUGUCCAAAAGUACUUAAGACACGCCAGCUUAUCCAAUAUGAGCCCAUCAGCAACACAUUACGACAGCAACUAGAGCAGUCUCUAAAGGAAUGUAUCACCAACAUUUUGAAAAAACAACAGGAAUAUGAUGAACUUAUGGUUAAAGAACCCAGAACAGAAGAGGAAAAGGUCCAUGCUGCAGACCUGCUGAAGCUUGUUCUGUCUCUCCCAGAUUCUGAUGAUUCCUUGGAAACAGAUGAAAAACACCAAAACCAUGUUGAUAUUGUUAAAGUCUAUGAACAAGCAGUUGCACCUCGGCCCAAAACUCCUCCUGAACGGGCCACACCUAAACGUACAGCACGCAACAGGGAAACAGAAAGCAAAAAUGGAAUAAAACAGGUAUCCAAGUAUGCUGUCAUGUUAGAACAUAUCAGACAGGAGGUGUUUGAAGAAAAGCUAUACAGAGAAUCAAUGAAGAUUAAAACCAUCCCUCCAUACUUCCAGUCAGAAAUGGGAAAGGCUUUUUUGAUGACACAGAUUCCAAAUAUGGAGUACUUGUCUAAACAGCUUCCUCCAUUCCCAAAGAAAAGAGAAACAGAAAGCAGAUCUGUAACUUCUCCAGUGACUGCUGAAUCAGAAACAACUGCAAGACCAAUUACUCCAGCGCCAGUUUAUGCACCUACAUAUAAGACAACUGCAGAGAUUACUAUACCUGCAAAGGCACAAGAGAACAUGGGAUCUUCAGACUUUCAAUCAAAGUGGCAAGAAAUGAAGACUGUGCCACCUGAUGUUAAUGGUGAAGGUACUUUUCAGAGUUCAGAAGUGGAUCCUACCAGUUCACUCAGAAAAGAAAAAAUAAGAUUGCCAGCAUCCAUGUUGAGUUCUAGACCUGGAAGAGUCAUAAACCAAAAGUUUAUUGACAUAGAAGAUCCAGUAAGAAGAAAAGUAAACACUGUAUCAGUGGCUGGUCCACAGUCUCGCAGUGCAGAGUUGGCUCCAUCACGUGGGUUUGAUCUAUUUCCAGCAGAUGUGAAGUUUGGUAUUCUUAGAGAAGGGUACACCUACUCCUUCCCUGUUUCCCUAAGGAAUAUUGGAAUUGAUUCCUGCAGAUUUAAAGUAAAGCAGCCUCCUCCUAGUACAGGACUUCGUGUGUUGUAUACUCCUGGAUCUGUGGCUGCAGGAAUGAAGACUGAUUUAAUAAUAGAAUUGUAUGCAAUGGCAAUUGGCAUGGGAAAACCAGAAGGAGUUGGAUAUAUCUCUCACCAUGUGGAAAUUCAAACAGAGAUGGAGAUGCUCUUUCUGCCUGUUACUGCAAUAGUUCUGACAGAAGCAGUAUAUGAAAACAGACCAAAGGGCUAUCCACAGGGAGUGGCAGCACCAAGAGUUCAGCUGAUUUCAGCUUCACCCUCCUCCAGACUCGGGAUAAUCCGGCCUCACAGAACAUAACAUCCUAUACAGACUUUUAUAGCAGAGGCUUCAGAAGGUGUAGAUCAAGUCCAUGUCUGGAGAAUAUAGAGGGAAUUAUAUUUUUUUGGAAUUAUUUCCAUGCAUUACUGUGUUAACUUAUGUGUUAUAUAUCUAUUGUUGUUUAAAUUUUCAUUUAUAUCCAGAA
Molecule: messenger RNA, 6883 nt
Organism: Erpetoichthys calabaricus (reedfish)
Lineage: Eukaryota; Metazoa; Chordata; Cladistia; Polypteriformes; Polypteridae
Gene: spag17
Product: sperm associated antigen 17
Exons: 49
Coding region: 241-6717 (2158 amino acids)
Biological process (GO): epithelial cilium movement involved in extracellular fluid movement; axonemal central apparatus assembly
Cellular component (GO): axonemal central apparatus
Source: RefSeq, a predicted model, not a curated record